Molecule: messenger RNA, 1036 nt
Organism: Dipodomys ordii (Ord's kangaroo rat)
Lineage: Eukaryota; Metazoa; Chordata; Mammalia; Rodentia; Heteromyidae
Exons: 6
Coding region: 1-813 (270 amino acids)
Source: RefSeq, a predicted model, not a curated record
AUGGUGAUUGGAUCACUGAGCUAUCUGUCAGCCCAGCAGCGUCAGGAGAGGAUGCCGCGACCUGGGCAGACGGCCGGCUCCCCGCCCCUGUCACCCGAGAGGACCUCGGCUCUGCUCCCGCGGCCCGCCGCCCUCCGCCUGGCGGGGUUCCCGCGCGCUCGGGACCACGCCUCCACUUCCCGGUCGGCCGUCCGGAGACACGUGACGGGGCGUGGCACCGUCCCGCCGCGGCGCCGAGGGCGGCCGGGCCGGGGGCCGAUCGAGAGGACCGAGGGGGCCCGGUGUCCCGGCCGAGUCGGUGCCCGCUUGUCGCGAAACGGGCCUGCAGGCGAUCAGGAGUCAGUGAGCACGAGUGUGGCUGCCAGCGUGUGGGCACUUGCACCGUGGCGUCCUGGAGCACCGAGGACCAGCCGCCUCUGCCACGAGGCUGUGCCCCGGCACCUCCACCUGAGGGCGGCCAGGGCGGGCUGCGCCCAGAGACUCCUCAGCACAGUGGAAGGAGCUCAGCCCAGCCCUGCCCAAGAUGCAUUGCAGGGGAAUCCGGGCAUUUUAACCACACCAGGGACCGCUAAAGAGCAAGCUGCAAAUGAGAAGAUUCUAGUCUGUGUGAUGGCCAGUGCAAACCCCUUACAGAUGGGCACCCACCGGUCAGUGGUGGCCCGGCGGGCUGCUCUUUGCUGGCCAGUUGUUUGUUUGUCUUCUUGUUCAGGUAAUCUCUGUCUUCUGCGCACGAGCCAGGGACCUCCCUGUCACUUCCAACCUCCCUUGAAAUGUGCUGGAGUAGGGAGAUCAAUUGUACUAUUUAAAAGUUAAAAAAAAUUCUGCACCAAACUCCCCAUGAUGUUUGGGAAUAAUCGUAUCCAGAUGUACAGUAGCUCUGUUUUUAUACUUUCCCAUUGUUUGAGGAUGUAUCCAGGGCUGCUUGCAUACCCUUUUUAAUUAAAAGACUUAUUUUUAUAUUUAAAAUGUUCUGUAAUCUCAAAGUGAAUUUUACUAAGUACUAGUUCUGUUAUGUGUAAUUUUACAGGGACACAAC